Messenger RNA from Nematolebias whitei (Rio pearlfish), 255 nucleotides. It is a transcript of the gene gnrh2, whose product is annotated as gonadotropin-releasing hormone 2. Gene Ontology annotation, biological process: multicellular organism development. Bases 1 to 255 code for a protein of 84 amino acids. Gene Ontology annotation, cellular component: extracellular region. The transcript has 3 exons. Lineage: Eukaryota; Metazoa; Chordata; Actinopteri; Cyprinodontiformes; Rivulidae. Gene Ontology annotation, molecular function: hormone activity. The record is from RefSeq and is a predicted model, not a curated record.
AUGAUGUCUCGGCUGGUUUUGUUGCUGGGGCUGCUCCUGUAUGUGGGGGCUCAGCUGUCCUCCGCCCAGCACUGGUCCCAUGGGUGGUACCCCGGAGGCAAACGGGAGCUAGACUCCUUCGGAGCUCCAGAGAUGUCAGAGGACAUUAAGUUGUGUGAGGCAGGAGAAUGUAGCUACCUGAGACCCCAGAGGAGGAAUAUCCUGAGAGACAUUGUUCUGGAUGCUUUGGCCAGAGAGCUUCAGAAAAGGAAAUGA